AAUAUGAGAUGAAUGCAUGAUUUGAAUCAUUUCACUCCUCUAUGCAUUCUUUAUCUUUCUUUCAUCCUCAAUCCCCCAAUUUUCCAUUGAUUUUUUGGUAUCUCAAUCGUUUCUGCAACUAAUAUCUUUAAUUGCGGGAAGUUGUAGUUUCUUUGUAGCUUUGAUCUUGCUUUUGUUUAAUUUCUUGUGGUAGGAGUUAGAUAGCCAUGGAUUUUGACCUUUUGAACAACCCCCAUCCACACCCAUUGUUCUUCAUUGAAGAGGGGGAGAAUGAUGAAGUGCUUUUCUGCAGUAGAUGUCAUCGAUUGUUGCAACCGCCGGCAUUCAGCUGCUCUGACUCUGACUGCAACUUCCAUAUCCAUCAAUCUUGCAUCGACCUUCCUCCUCAAAUCCACAACCGUUUCCACCCUCAACAUCCUCUUUCUCGGACCACCAACAACUACUUUUGUAUUACCUGUUGGCAAAUGCCGUCAGGUGAUGUUUAUCAGUGCUAUAGAUGCGGUUUUCAAAUUGAUGUCAAAUGCGCCAUCGCUGACACAAAAGCCAGUGGUCUUCGGCGAACGAAAGGUAACGAGUUUCGGCAUUUUAACCAUCUUCAUACAUUGACCCUUCAGCGAGAACAAAACAGAGAAACCGAUGAAAUUGUUUGUGUUGUUUGUGGAUUGCUUAUAAAAUCAGGUUCUUAUUACUUCUGCUCUUAUUGUGAUUCCCAUUUUCAUCAACAAUGCGCUGAGCUGCCGCGCGAGAUGUUAAACUCUGAUUUUCAUGAGCACCCUUUAUUUCUUCUUCCCAGAAGCUCUCCCCAAACCAUAUGUAAUAGUUGCAAAAAUGACUGUGGAGAGUUUGUCUAUAACUGUUCCUUGUGUGAAUUCAACCUUCAUAUUGCUUGCUUACAAUCUUUCAAACACAAACACACAUUCACCAAAUAUAGGAAUAGGACACAGUUUGUUUGUCGAGCAUGUGGUGAGGAAGACUAUGGAUUCUCUUGGUAUUGCAUCAUUUGUCAUCUUCCGGUUCAUAAAAAAUGUGCUGAAUUGCCGUUAACCUUGAGGAUAUUUGGACACCGACUCCAUGAUCUUAGCCUCACCUAUUUUCGUGAUGGGGUUGAUUAUGUUGGGAACAAGAUUGAUUGUAAGAUCUGCGGGGAGAAAAUAAGGACCAGAUAUGCUGCAUAUGGUUGUUACAAUUACAAAUGCAACUACUUUGUCCAUUUGGGUUGUGCUCAAACCCAACGUGUCGACUUUAACUUGUCAAUGGAUGCUCUUGAUUCUGCCGAUGAUGAAGACAUCAAGACUGAGAUUUCUGGCUCUAAGAUUCAACAUUUCAUUCAUCACCAUAGCUUGAAUUUGUUUUCCUCUGAGGAGGAGUUUGGACAAGACAAAGUUUGUGAUGGUUGUAUGAAGCGCCUUUCAGGUCCAUCUUUCGGUUGUGAGGAGUGUGAUUUCUUUGUCCACAAAGAAUGUCUUGAAUUGCCUAGAAAGAAAAGGAACUUCCUCCAUCAACAUAGGCUUGAUCUCAUAUCAAUCUCGAAUUUCGUCUUCCAAUGCAAAGCUUGUCUCAAUUAUUUCAAUGGCUUUGCCUACCAUUGCCAAACAUGUCUCUCCACAUUUGACACCCGAUGUGCCUCAAUCAAAAUUCCAUUUAUACACCCUGCUCACCAACACCCUUUAUCUCUUGACCGCACGAACAAAGACCACACAUGUGAGGGUUGUGGGGAGGGGGUGAAGCACAAGGUAGCGUUUCGAUGUGUUGACUGCAACUUCUAUUUGGAUGCAGGAUGUGCGACACUGCCACUUGGAGUAAGAUACAGAUUUGACCCACACCCUCUAGACCUGACAUUUAUAGAGGACGAAGAAGAAGAAGAGUAUUGUUGCGAUAUCUGUGAGGAAGAAAGAGAGCCAGGGUUGUGGUUCUAUGGCUGCCAAAAGUGCAGUUUUGCUGCACAUUUGGACUGUGCUGUUGGGAUGUUUCCUUACGUGAAGUUAAAGAAGCAUGAAGCUCAUAAGCAUGGGAUGAAAUUGGGAGUGAAAGAGAAGGAAGAGCACUGUGUGGCUUGUGGUGAAUCAUGUGCUAAGGAUUUGGCCUAUGAAUGCAUUUCCAAUUGCAAGUUCAAGGUGCAUGCCAUUGGGCCGUGUUACCACAGCCAGGUAGUGCAGGGGAGUUUGGCUUUCACCAACCGUUGCUUUUACUCUCAUGGAGUUGGACUCCCCCAACACACAAUUCAAAACGAGCGGAUUCUUAUAAAUAUUGGACCAUAUGGAGGUGGAGGUGGAAGUGCUUGGAAAGAAAAGGUUUUCACGUCAAUCAGAGCAUUUUCUAUUUAUCAUGCAGCAUGGAUUUACUCUUUUCAAAUUCAUUAUGAGAAGAACGGUGAGUCGAUAUGGUCAAUGAAGCAUGGUGGAGAUGGUGGUUCCAGAUCUGAGGUUGUGUUUGAUCAUCCAGAUGAAUAUCUUGUUUCAGUUCAUGGCUAUUAUAGUAGCUUAAGGGAUUGGAGUAUUGCAGCCACUGUUAUCCGAUCUCUGACAUUGGAAACAAAUAAAAGAAGUUAUGGGCCGUUUGGUGACGAAGAUGGAACCAAAUUUUCAUUCCCAGUGGGAAAAAACUUCUCUGGCCUCCAUGGAAGGUCUGGUUCUUUUCUUGAUGCAAUUGGAGGCUAUUCUAUUUGGACACAACAGCCUCAUCCUCUUUAGAGAAAGUGUAUCAACACUCAACACUUUGACAAUUUUAUGAUGCUAAAUAUGUUCCAAUAUAAACAAAAGAAAA
This is a messenger RNA of Benincasa hispida (wax gourd), 2763 nucleotides long. RefSeq lists its product as uncharacterized. The record is from RefSeq and is a predicted model, not a curated record. Gene Ontology annotation, molecular function: carbohydrate binding. Lineage: Eukaryota; Viridiplantae; Streptophyta; Magnoliopsida; Cucurbitales; Cucurbitaceae.